Molecule: messenger RNA, 462 nt
Organism: Cylicostephanus goldi
Lineage: Eukaryota; Metazoa; Nematoda; Chromadorea; Rhabditida; Strongylidae
Source: the annotation of a GenBank genome assembly
AUGUUCAAAAAUGCGCGUCCAUCUGUUGGGGGUGUUGGCUUGAGACUUAUGCAAAAGAUGGGCUGGAGACCUGGUGAGGGACUCGGCCCUGAUGGUAUGGGCAAUCUUGAACCUCUAGUGUUGGAUGUGAAGAAUGAUAGGAAGGGUUUGGUGGCCCAGGAUGAUGUUGGCGCUAAAGGAGGGGCUAAAAGUGCUGGAGAUGUAGUCGCAGCGAAGCAUCCUGUCUCCAUGGUCAUGGAACUUUGCGCAAAACGUAAAUGGUUGGCUCCACAAUUUAUUAGUCAUGAAUCUGGUCCAUCCAACAUGAGAGAGUUCAGAUGCACAGCUAUCGUCAAUGGCGUUGAGUAUAAGUCUGAUAUCAUAUCCCGCAGCAAGAAGGACGCGAAAUUAGUAGCUUGUCAGAUAGUUCUACAAUCCCUUGGCCUUGUACCUCGUGAUGCAUCAUUACCGGUUGUUAUAUAG